AAACACAAACCUUGGAUUGAGACAUCGUACCAUGGAAUCAUAACUGAAAACAACGACACUGUGAUUUUGGACCCUCCCCUAGUUGCUUUGGAUAAAGAUGCACCUGUUCCCUUUGCAGGUGAAAUUUGUGCUUUUAAAAUCCAUGGGCAAGAGAUGCCCUUUGAGGCCAUUGUGCUGAACAAGACAUCUGGAGAAGGUCGGCUUCGAGCAAAGAGUCCCAUUGACUGUGAGCUGCAGAAGGAAUACACAUUCAUCAUCCAGGCCUAUGACUGUGGGUCAGGGCCAGGUGGAACCAACUGGAAGAAAUCUCACAAGGCAGUAGUCCAUAUCCAGGUAAAGGAUGUCAAUGAGUUCUCCCCAGCAUUCAAGGAGAGCAUGUACAAGGCCUCAGUGACAGAGGGGAAGAUCUAUGACAGCAUCCUGCAGGUGGAAGCCACGGAUGAGGACUGCUCCCCCCAGUACAGCCAGAUCUGCAACUACGAGAUUGUCACCACGGAUGUUCCCUUUGCCAUCGACAGGAACGGUAACAUCAGGAACACCGAGAAACUGAGCUAUGAUAAACAGCACCAGUAUGAGAUAAUGGUCACGGCCUUUGACUGUGGGCAGAAGCGUGCGACAGAAGAUGUCUUGGUACGAGUUAAUGUCAAACCUGUGUGCAAACCAGGCUGGCAAGACUGGAACAAACGGAUUGAAUACAGGCCUGGCUCUGGCAGCAUCCCCUUGUUCCCCAGCAUCCACCUGGAAACGUGUGAUGGACCAGUGUCCUCAAUCCACACCACCAUUGAACUGCAGACCAACUACAUCGGCAAGGGCUGUGAUCGGGAAACCUACUCUGAAAAAUCUCUGCAGAAAUUAUGUGGAGCUUCCUCAGGUGCCAUUGACCUGUUACCAUCUCCCAGUGCAACAACCAACUGGACAGCUGGGCUCCUCAUGGAUAGCAAUGACAUGAUUUUUAAAUUUGAUGGAAAGCAAGGAGCCAAAAUCCCCGAUGGAAUAGUCCCAAAAAAUUUAACUGAUCAAUUCACCAUCACUCUGUGGAUGAAACAUGGACCUAGCCCUGGAUUAAGAGCUGAGAAGGAAACUAUUCUCUGCAACUCUGACAAGACAGAGAUGAACCGGCACCACUACGCGCUCUACGUGCACAACUGCCGCCUCGUGUUCCUGCUGCGCAAGGACUUCGACCAGGCCGACACCUUCCGCCCCGCCGAGUUCCACUGGAAGCUCGACCAGAUCUGUGACAAGGAGUGGCACUACUACGUGGUCAACGUGGAGUUCCCCGUGGUGACGCUGUACAUGGACGGGACGACGUACGAGCCGUACCUGGUGACCAACGACUGGCCCAUCCACCCCUCCCACAUCGCCAUGCAGCUCACAGUGGGGGCCUGCUGGCAAGGAGGUGAAGUCACCAAGCCCAGGUUUGCUCAGUAUUUCCAUGGCAGCCUGGCCAGCCUGACAAUACGGCCAGGGAAAAUUGAGAGUCAGAAAGUGAUUUCCUGUCUGCAGGCCUGCAAGGAAGGCCUCGAUAUUAAUUCUCUCGAGAGUCUUGGCCAAGGAAUAAAGUAUCACUUCAACCCUUCCCAGUCAGCCCUUGUCAUGGAAGGAGAUGACAUUGAGAAUAUAAAUCAAGCUCUCCAAAAGGUCUCAUACAUCAACUCCAGACAGUUUCCUACUGCAGGCGUACGACGUCUCAAAGUCUCAUCUAAAGUCCAAUGUUUUGGUGAAGAUGUCUGCAUUAGUAUCCCAGAUAUAGAUGCCUAUGUAAUGGUAUUUCAGGCCAAUGAGCCCAAGAUUACCAUAACUGGGAUGGACCACUUUGCUAGACCAGCUGCACAGUUUGAAAGUGAGAGAGGUGUUAUUUUGUUCCCUGACAUCAGGAUUGUCAGCACAGUCACUAAAAUGGAGCAUUCAGUGGACUUAAGAGAACAUGACAGAGUCAAUAAACAAGUGGUAGUAGAGGAAAUGCUCCACAACUUGGAUUUCUGUGAUGUUUUGGUCAUUGGUGCAGAACUAGACCCUGAACAAGAGUGUUUAGAACUAGAUCAUGGGGAGCUUCAAGGAAAACAUCUAGAUGCCACAAAUUCCACUGCAGGAUAUUCAAUCUAUGGUGUGGACAGCAUGUUCAGCUACGAGCAGGUGCUGCGGCAGCUCCGCUACCGCAACUGGGGCACCUCGGCCACCUCGGACAGGAAGUUCAGGGUCAAGUGCUCCGAGCUCAAUGGGCGCUACACCAGCAAUGAAUUCAACCUGGAGGUUAAUAUUCUACACAGUUCCAACUCAAACUUCAUGGACCAUGUAAAUCACAUGAUAUUCCAGCCCAAAUUUCUCCAAUCUGUUCAGCACCCUGAGGGGAGUGUAAGUGCAGUCCACAGCUCAGUGGUUCCCAGCGUGGCCACGAUGGUUAUCAUCAUCUGUGUGAGCAUCCUGGUGCUGGUGGUGACGCUGGGUGUGCUCCGGCUGCGCUCCGCCCGCCAGCACGGCUCCCUGGGGCACGAGGGAGCCAAGGACAACGAGAUGGACUGGGACGACUCUGCUCUCACCAUCACCGUCAACCCCAUGGAGAAAUAUGAAAAGCCACACCAGACAGAAGAGGAGAGUGAGGAAGAAGAUAUAGAUGAUGAAGAGGAAGACACAACCAGUGCUGAAUCAGAUGACAGUGAAGAGGAGGAGGAGGAGGAAGAGGAGGAGGAAGUGAUUGUCCAAAAGGGACACAAACAGAAUGCCACCAGGCAAGAGCAGUUGGAGUGGGAUGAUUCAACACUCCCCUACUAACAAACAGCCCGCCAGCCACAGCUCUUUUGUAACAACCAAUACAAUGUUUUUUCAGAGUCUAUGAAUUCAUUGACAGGAUUUGAACUUCUGCUUGCCUGUAACUGUUUUGCCUAAAAUGAUCUUGUUGUAGUAAUUGAUAACGAUAGAACUGGCCCUUUUCUUACAAAGCCUGGAGAAAAGGUGGUCCAAACCUCCUGGCACACACAGUAAUAAAGUAAUCCAGAACUUGAUCUGUUAGCAAGCAUAGUUCUCAAUUUCCUGUUUCUGCCCUGCAGAUGUGGGACAAAAGUCCUGUCACUCAAUCCAUACAAGUUUUUGCCUUUGCUACUUUUUUCACACAGGAGAGAUUUCAGCUUGUUAUGUAGAAUAACUUCUGUGGGUCCAAAUACCAGUUGCCAUAUAACUUCACAUUUUUACAGGUGUAAAAAAAACAUAAUCCACCUUCAAAUUGGGGCAGGGCUUUAGUGCUACAGGGGCUAAAUUCCAUCUAUCAUCUCGUCCUGCCUUUUGGAUGUUAACUGUCUUCUGCAAGGGAAUAUCUGGGACUUGACAGGGGAUGCAUGUGUGCUUAUUUAGAUGUGGAUGGUGUAUUUUUUCAGGCAUGCUGUCAGACCCUCAAGAGAGGGAUUUUUAUCCAAUCUACCAAGAGAAAUUAAAAACGAGUUUAAGAAAAACAGCAACAAGAAAGGGCUGCUGAUGGUUAUCAAAAAAAAAAAAACCCCAGUAUGUGUCCAUUGAUUGAGUAAUAUGGUCUUAUGCAAACUGUAAAUUCUAAUGGGAUUGAUUCACUUAAAAUCUGUAGAGCUGCUCAUUAGUUAUGGAUUGAGCAAUUUGCAGCAAAUCGAUGCUUUAAACUGUCUGUCUCAUGGAACCAUUAGCUUGCUGCAUCAUUUUACUGAACUAGUGGAAAAUAAGUGACCCCAUUAUUCCAUAGCUAUGUAUAGCUGGGAUUUGAACAAUUAUUUUAGAUGAGGAAAACGUUCCCUUUUGCUUAGUGAAUGCCAGCUGGAAUUCCUGUCUGACUAUAUUCUAUAAAAACAUGAUGCCCUAUUUCUUCUGCACCCCUGCCUGCCUGUAGUGCACAAGAGAAAGGAACAACACUGUGAGUCCUGUUCUGUGCUCAUAAUUCUCCCUUAUUUCUUCUGCCUGAAGCCAUUAAUGUUGACAGAAGGUUUUAUAAAGGAGACAAGGAAAAAUAAAACCUACUUGGAACCAAAA
Agelaius phoeniceus (red-winged blackbird) is the source of this 3987-nucleotide messenger RNA. The record is from RefSeq and is a predicted model, not a curated record. Lineage: Eukaryota; Metazoa; Chordata; Aves; Passeriformes; Icteridae.